AUGAGCUGUGCCGGCCGCGGCAGCGGCGCCCGUGGGACGAGCGAGUGCGCCUUCGUGCGCGGCGUCUGCGCCGCCGCCGUCAAGGGGAACUUGCGGGACCUGAGGAAUCCCGGCGUCGCGUCUCGCUUCACCCCUUCCGUUGUCACCCACGUGCUCCUCCACCUCUCCCGUGCCGGCGCCGGCUCAUCCGUCCCCUGGUCCUUCUUCAGAUGGCUGCAGUCUCUCCCCAGAUACAGCCACUCCCUCCACGCCAACUGGACCAUGGUCCGCCUCCUUGUCCGGCACCGGCAGUUCAGAACCGCCAGGGAACUCCUCGGGCGUUUCGCCUCCAAGGACUUCCUCUCCUCCCCGUCCGUCCUGAAAGCUCUGGUCUGCGAUCGACGAGGAACUGAGGGGCAAGAUCUCCUUGUGGACGCCCGGAUCCUCAGCUGGAUGGUGAUCAUGUACGCCCAGUCGAAGAGCCCCCAAGAAGCCCUGCAGGUAUUCGAGGUGAUGAGAACCAGCGGGCUCGUCCCGGACGCCCAUGCCUGCAGCGCCCUCCUCAGCUCCCUGGUGAAGGCGGGCCUCACCGCCACCGCCUGGAAGAUGUUCGAAGAAAUGCGUUCCUCUUUCGUCGUCCCCAACCGGCACAUCUUCAACGUCAUGAUCCAUGCCUGCUGCAGGUCGGGGGAACCCGAGAGAGCCAAGGCCCUGGUGGGCGAGAUGCGGAGGAAGGGCGUCCCCCCGGACUUGUUCUCCUACAACACACUGAUCUCUCUCUUCUCCAAGAAGGGCAUGCAGUACGAGGUCAUGGCCAUCCAGACGGCGAUGCAAGAACAGGGAGUCUCCCCAGAUGUCGUCACCUUCAACUCCCUCCUUCACGGGCUCUGCAGAGAAGGCCGGAUGAAGGAGGCCAUGAGGAUCUUCAGGGAGAUGAAGGGGGCGGAGCCCAACCAGGUGACCUUCACCACCCUCAUCGACGGGUGUUGCAGAGCCGGCGAUGUAGACGGAGCCUUCGCGCUGCGGGAAGAAAUGGAGGCCCGGGGGGUCCCCCUCUGCGCGGCUGCCUACAACGCCAUCAUCCGGAAGCUCUGCGAGCAGGGGAAGAUGAGGGCGGCCAACAGUCUCUUGAACGAGAUGGACGGUAGGAAGGUGGAAGCGGACUGCGUCACCUGCAAUACCCUAAUCAACGCCUACUGCAAGAAGGGGGACGUGGGCUUCGCCUGGAAGCUGAGGAACAAGAUGGUGGAGUCCGGCAUGGCCCUCGACCAGUUCACCUUCAAGGCUCUCAUCCAUGGAUUCUGCAGGGUGAAGCAGCUGGACCAGGCCAAGGAGGUGCUCAACGAGAUGAUCGACGCUGGGUUUUCUCCAAACUACGCCACCUAUUCUUGGGUUGUCGACGGCUACUGCAACAAGGGCGAGGAAGAGGAAGUUCUGAAAAUCCCCCAGGAGCUAUCGGAGAGAGGCUUCCCCGCGGAGAAGUCUCUCUACAGGGCGAUUAUAAGGAGGCUCUGCAAGCGAAGGCUGGUGAGCUGCGCAGAGAGAGUGUUCUAUCUCAUGAGAGAGAGAGGAUUUCACGACGACAGCCUGGUCUGCGCCAGCCUAGCCUAUGCUUACCUUGCCGCAGGGAAGCCCGCCGCAGCCGAGGCCUUGCUCGAGGCCAUGGCCGGGAAGAAGAUGGCGAUAACGCCGAAGAUAUACAGUUCAUUGGCGGCCUCCCAUGCCGACGGCGGCGGCACGCUGGAGCUGCUGUGGAGCUGCGCCGCUGAGAAAGGGCUGCUUGGUACGAAGGUCUCAAUGAUGAUCCAGCAGUCGAAGCCCAGCUGCGUUAGCCUUUCCAACGGGAGAAUCCAUGGCCCUCCGUGA
This is a messenger RNA of Spirodela intermedia, 1845 nucleotides long. Lineage: Eukaryota; Viridiplantae; Streptophyta; Magnoliopsida; Alismatales; Araceae. The record is from the annotation of a GenBank genome assembly.